GAGGCAGAAAUAAAGAAAGAGAAGAGAGGGCUUCAUUCCAUAAAACAGAAAGCACCCAAAAAGCCGGAAAACAAGAAAAAGAAAAUGAAAGAGAAAACCGUAAGAAAUAGUUUGCCUCCGAUUUAGAAACAUUGCAUUUCGAGAUCUCAAUUCUUCAAUCCCCGAAAGGAAUUGUUUGUUCUUUGUCAUGGCGAAUUCCAAGGGAUCAACAAACAUAAGAGAUUCGAUAUAUGCUGGAAAGCAUGCUUUACUUCCUCCAAAAUGUCCCUUCCCUACAGUCUCCCAACCAUUUACUGAUUAUGUCUCCAACAAUGUAAUUGGAUUGGUUCAAAAUCCUAGAGAGGGAAAUACACACCACAUGCGCACUUCUUCUGAAAGCUUUCUGAUAGAGGAUCAACCCUCUUGGCUUGAUGAUCUCCUUAAUGAGCCAGAUAUUACUCCUAUGCGCAGAGGAGGUCAUCGACGUUCAUCGAGUGACUCUUUUGCAUACAUUGAUGUAUCUAAUGCUCGUAACCUUGAUUAUGCAGCGCAAGAGGAGUACAGAUAUAAAAAUAUGAUUUCUGCACCUUCUUGGGCAUCUCUGGAAUUUGAUUAUCACAGUAAAACAGAUGCUCAGCUUGCUGCUUUUUACAAUGAUGUGAACUUAGUAAAACAAAAGAACAGGCCAUGGGAUUCAUCUUUGAAUGCUGUGACUCAUUCAAGUGGGCUUCCUUCUCGUAGAGAAAAUUCCAUUCUUCAGGGUUCGGGAUCAUCAUGUGCUUUAAAAGAAGUAGAGAGUGCUCCAUCAACAGCAAGUGAAAAACAAGAUUCUGCUGAAUCUUCCUCUCUUGAGGCAAAAGUUUAUUCUGAGAAAAAAGAUAAUUCUUAUGCUAAGUCUUCGUCAUCUGACAGUGAUACAAAACGUGCAAAGCAGCAGUUUGCUCAACGCUCAAGGGUGCGUAAACUUCAGUACAUAGCUGAGCUGGAAAGAAAUGUUCAGGCUUUGCAGGCAGAAGGAUCUGAAGUUUCAGCUGAGCUUGAAUUCCUCAACCAGCAGAAUCUUAUUCUUAACAUGGAGAACAAAGCUCUUAAACAGCGUUUAGAGAGUUUAGCCCAGGAGCAGCUUAUCAAACAUCUUGAGCAUGAAGUAUUGGAGAGGGAGAUUGGUAGGCUUCGAGUCUUGUACCAGCAGCAGCAGCAGCAGCAGCAACAACAUCAAAAGCAGAAGCCAUCAUCAUCAUCAUCAUCUAGCCAUCGGCCCUCCAGCAGUAGAGAUCUUGAUUCCCAAUUUGCGAACCUCUCUCUGAAACACAAGGAUGCCAAUUCAGGCUAAAGCAAAGUUCAUCCACUCUCUGAUUGAUCCUCUCUUUAUUUCUCAGUCAGCUCUUAACCCUUUUUUACCCUCUUUUAUUAUCUUCAUGUGCAGCACCUGGUCAUAAUUGCCAGAGAAUUGUCUUUCUUUUUCAGAUAUACGAUGCACCUGAGAUGGUAAACGUAAGAGCAGGUUCCAUGUUUCACUUUUACUCCCUCAAGUAUCUUGUCUGUUCAUGAUUGAUUUAGAUUUUUUUUUUAUGUGCUUCAUCCAUUUUCCCUUCAUUUCUGAGUAUCUACGUUAGUUUCAGAGAUCUUUAGGAUGUU
This is a messenger RNA of Gossypium raimondii (Peruvian cotton), 1617 nucleotides long. RefSeq lists its product as hypothetical. The record is from RefSeq and is a predicted model, not a curated record. Gene Ontology annotation, molecular function: DNA-binding transcription factor activity. The transcript is spliced from 6 exons. Gene Ontology annotation, biological process: regulation of DNA-templated transcription. The coding region runs from base 188 to 1312 and encodes 374 amino acids. Lineage: Eukaryota; Viridiplantae; Streptophyta; Magnoliopsida; Malvales; Malvaceae.